AUGGGGGCCAACUGUUGCGUUGCAUCAAGACACCAUGAUCUGGCACGAAGAAGAGACAGACAAAUUUCCACACACACAAGUGUGAGACGCUCUCCUUUGUGGAACUUUCAGUGGAACAGUCGGACACAUAUAGAAGACACGGAAGGCAACCUUGCAAGGAUUUCUCAUGGUAACAACAGGAGUGUUGAAUUCGAAACUAAGAGUAAUGUAGCAAUGGAAUCACACGGCCUUUCUGAGGCAAAUGAUUCCUUUUCUUCGCCCAACUGGCAAGAAUCCGCAACAAAUCCAGGAACAACUGUGAAUUCUGACGGAAGUAAAACAGGUUCCAAGUGCAUCAGCUCACUCAUUCACUCUUUAUUUUCAUAACUGUGGCACCUGAUACGCGAAAAUCAUUGCCUUUAUUAGCAGAAAGUUGAGGUUAUGUAUCUGGCUGAUACUUUUUUUUGGAGAAUACUAUUUUCGUUCUCUUGAAGGUGGAAAUUUUUAUUUUUUAUGUGAAAAGAAAUAUCAUCCUUAUCGUAAUGUGUUAUCCAUCUAAUUUCCUCAUGUUAUUCGUUAUUUAUUUUCUUAAUUUGCUCUUCAGUGCCUGGGGCGAUCAUUAAUCUUCUAACAUCGGUCAUUUACCCUACAACCUGGGUUCAAAACUCAUUGCUGUGACACAGUUCACAUAUAUCAUACCAGUAGACUGUCGUCCAGGUGCUGCGUUUAGGUACUCCCUCUCCGAAGGGGGAGGGCUGCUCUUAUCUGCAUAUAAAUUCUGAUCUAAUUAGCACCAAUCUAAUACGGUGUUUUCUACUUUCAUUCAAGAAACUACCUGUGUAAUUAUCCUCGGAGAUGAUUGCUAAGAUCCAUGUCUUAAAAUUUGUUGAUUUUUGUUGACUACGCGACUGAAGAUGUGAUAUCCUUGUCUGUAGCAUUAUUAAUGCAGGAAACUGAUUCAUUCCAAAUAUUCGGUAACCAUAAAAGGAAAUAGAAAUAUGCUUCCAGCAACCACUAGAACCAGAAGUGGAUGGAUUUUCUCCCCUGCGUUUCGAUAAUCUUUCUGUGUUGAAUUUUUUUCUACCUUUAUGUGUAUUUUCCCUAGUUUAUAUGCCAUCGAACAUUCUGAUUAUUCCAGUCAUAGUUUUAUUAUCUAAGUUUGUUUCCUAUCAUUUUGAUUGUUUUACACGUGCAGCUUCUAAUCUUCUUCUACCCACAAUGGAUCUACCUGUCGGAGGCAGUUCAUGGUCAGAGGUGAGCAAGAACCUGUCGCAGGCCUCUUGUGAAGGAGCCUCCUUUCCGUGAAUUCCAUUUCAUGUCCUGUUCGAGCAAAGCUUCUUCGUGUGAUUCGUCUCCUCCUUCGUGAAAACUUGCACAGGGAAAACCCCCCAUGAAAUCAUCAUCGACCAAAAGUCAACGACACUCGAAAUAUCCGCCGCCUACAACCACCCCAUCCUGGUCAACCUUCAAAGGAGAGUCUUCCUCCUCUCGUAGCUCCUCACUUCCAGUUGAACGGACCUUCUCCCUGAAGCCACAGCAGUCCCCUGGCUACAACAGCUUCUCAAGGCAAAUCUCUGACAGUCAUCUCGCGGUAUGGAGAUCCCGGAACGAAGAUCAUUCACCCGGAGGAAGCCUAUCAUUUUUUCUCCCCGACCUUCCUGCCGGCGACUCUCAUGGUGGGUCUUCCGACGCCUGGUCAACGCGUCUCUUCUCAGAGCUCGUCGCUUCAUCACAAAGAGAAAGGUGGUCGUUUGAUUCAGAGAGCGCCAAUUCCUAUUAUGACAACAUUACCAGGUCCAUCAUCAAGCCAGCUACUCCUCCCCAUCGGCCGGAGUCGCAACCAUGCGGAAUCUGUUCAAAGUCAAUGAAAGAGAGAUCUCCCUGGAGCAGCCAGAAGAUGGUCUCCGACAGUGGGCUCUCGGUGGUCGCCGUUCUGGUCUGCGGGCACGUCUUCCAUGCAGACUGUUUGGACAGGUUGACGGCUGAAUCGGAUCGAUUCGACCCGUCUUGUCCGACCUGCACCAGCGCUGAGAAACCUGCCCAAAAAUUGCUGCUGAGAGGGAAAUCCGAGGCCAGAGGAAGGAGCAAGAUCUCGAGGAGCGCGGUGGCCGACGUUGACCUCGAGAGGGUCCAAGUCAAAGGCCGGUGGAGGAGUGCGGCGGAGGACGAGGAGGAGAAGGGGAAGGGCCCCACGCUGGGGAGGACGAUCUCCAGCUUCAAGAGCCUCGGAAGGCCAUUCCUGAGGCGGCACUCUUCCAUGGAUUCCAGGCCACCGGCGAAGUCAACGUCUCAGACCGAGCCAAAGAGGAAGACUUUCUGGGGGAAGACACGAGAAGGAAUGAAUUGA
Spirodela intermedia is the source of this 2326-nucleotide messenger RNA. The record is from the annotation of a GenBank genome assembly. Lineage: Eukaryota; Viridiplantae; Streptophyta; Magnoliopsida; Alismatales; Araceae.